Westerdykella ornata is the source of this 2894-nucleotide messenger RNA. RefSeq lists its product as uncharacterized. The record is from RefSeq and is a predicted model, not a curated record. The transcript is spliced from 7 exons. The coding region runs from base 182 to 2806 and encodes 874 amino acids. NCBI's taxonomy places the organism in Eukaryota, Fungi, Ascomycota, Dothideomycetes, Pleosporales, Sporormiaceae.
GUUUGAUUAGAUCAUUCUCUCGAAACGCAUCCUCGCAAAGGUAGGAGUGAACCAGCGCAAACCCCCAACCGCCAAGUACGGUGUGCUUCCUUAUGCCAUCCGGCACACGGGGCAUAUUUCGAUCCUUGACCAACGUACAUUAUAGGAACAUUAGCACAGGUCGACACAAAGUUCGGGAAAGAUGGUUUGUAGAACCGCGGGUAAACUUCUCUUACUUCUAUGGGCUCUUGGAGCAACGGCCCAGGAGCCCACAGUUGUUGCCAAACCACCAAAGGACUAUCUAGUCUCGGGGGGCCCAACCCUCACAGGAAACGACAUCUUAGUUGAACCCGAUGGCUCCAAUCUCAAGAUAUUCUUGGGGCCCGAUCGCGCCUCCGCCUUCAAGACCGCCGUUGAGGCGGACUGCGGUAACAUGGACCCAAAAUGCAUUGAAAGUGCCAAGAAGGCUCUGGGCAUGGUGCCAAACGAGGAUGGUCUGCAGAAGAAGAUUGCUCCUCGUUUCGUGAUUGCAGCUGCCGUCGCCGGAAUUUCCAUUCUUAUUCAAUGGAUUUAUCUGACGAAGCAUGAGAAGGAUUAUAUGCCAACCGCAGUUAUAAUCCCCACGCCAACCGCCAAAGUGGACCAGGAUGCAUACGCAACCGCAACUGGGAUCGUGUUCAAGCCCAGCGAAGCUGCGGAACCAACGAAAGUGGCGGUUUCCGGCCCAGCUGUCACAGCUACACCUAAGGUCGAGCCCGCAUCCGACGGAGACAUUGUCAUCACGCUUCCUCCUGGCAAUAUGCAAUUCUGGCAGGACGCAGCUGAGCACUCCAUCUGCCCUCGAUCGCCCCGAAUGCGGCGCGACGACGUCGUUCCUACUUGUCUUCGUCUUCAAACACAGAGCGCCAUUAUGGCGGCGAUUCUUAACGGCGGAUUGGGAGGAAUGGAGUUGAUACGUAUCCCUGCCGAACUUCAGAUCGUUGGAAACCAACAACUUACGGAACACAUUACCUCGAUGAUUGAGUGGGCAAAGACAAUCAAGACACUGUACAGCGAGGCAGAUCUCAGGAGGCUUGUUCAAAUCAUCGCCAUUUUCAUCUGGCAGACGUUUGGUAAGAUCGAUGUCGCUGGAGAUGUACUCACCAUCAUUGAAAUCGAGUUGAAUCGCAUGACCCUGAAGAAGGGUAAAGUCCAAGUUAAAACGGAAGAAGAGAAUAAGGGUGAAGGAUGUAAUAUAAAAAUCGACCCGGCAAAGGACAUUCCCGGUUACGAUGGUGCUUACCAGGCCAUCCUCGCUGCUAUUGCAGCAAAUCCAGACUGGAAUAAGGAUUCUGGAGACGGAUUCGAUGACAACGGCGAGGGUUCCAAUUGUCCCGCCAAUGAUGGACAUCUCUCUGACAGCUCAAUGCCCAAGGGAGAUUUGGAGGGAUACAUCAAGACGUUCUGCAAAGACGUUGCGAACUCGGUAGUUGGCAAAGAUCCAGUCUCUCGAUCCUAUAAGGGCGAACUGUUCACCGCUUGGCUCUCCGCGAACAAGGUUGGAGACGACAGUUGCGGCGGGCAGGAACCUAAAAUCUCGGAGGAGGACUGUGUCAAACAUAUGACCGAUGGUGUGUCAAAAUGCGCGAAGAACGACAAGGUCUUUGGGAUCGACGUAGCGCAGGAUUGCAUUCAGUACAAGAUCACAACCGACGGAUCUGAGGACAAGAACCCACCGUGGGAUCGCUCAAAAGAGCGCUCUUGUUCGGAGAAGCUCACGGAAGCGCCAUACCAGUUAUUCAGCGGCAUAUUCCCUGCGUUCUGCAAAGAUGUGGGCAAAGACAAACUUGAAAAGACAUUGACCAAUGCCGACUAUCAGAAGCCUUCCAGGAAGCGAGCACCUCCUCUCAAUGUGCAGCAGUUUGAUGGCUGGAAGUUCAAGUUCAUAUGGACCGGGGGCGAGAAUUGCAAGAUCGACUGCAACAGCGCCUUCCAGGAGCUUACUGGUCUUUGUGGUACCCAGGUCAUGGCCGAGAAGGGCAUGAUUGAUGUUGGCUGCGGCAAGUAUGAAUAUGACAUCGAUCGCACAGAUGAUAAGGCACACGACAAGAUUUGUUUCAAAGAACAAAAGGAAGUUCGCGAGGACAAGUUCAAGUGGAAAUGGGGACAACGCGACCAGAUGGUUGACGCCAUUGAGAACACGUUCUGCAAGCUGAACUUCAAGGACGAGAAGUACAAAGACGGAAUCGUCGAAGAGCAAUAUGAUCAUGACCACGACACUUUCAAGCUUCGGCUCGAGGUGAAGAACGGCAACGUUCCUUCCCCUGAACAGUGCGUCGAGUUCUUGAAGGAACUGGUCGAUGGAUGUGACCAUAAUGACGAGCUGAACCAGCACAACCUCAAGUGGGGAGGUCGAACAGUCCACAAGUCUACUGGGAACGUUUUUGAGGUGGUUCCCACUUGGGAACGUGUCGCGAGAGACAAACCUAAUUGGGAAUGCAACACCUGGGCCACCCGCGAGCAGAAGGAGAACAAGGGCAAGGACGGCAAGCCCCUACCCGACUUGAUUGACGACCAGAUGAUGAAGCUGCAGUGCGUACACCAGUACUACAACAUGGGAUGGGUUACCAAAGCCCAAGACUGUGGUGGUCACUACAACAUCAUCUUGACCGGCUCAAACGGUUAUGCAAACAGCCAGGACUGCUGGAGAUACAACUUCCCUUGCAUCUCUGACAGCAUUGUAAAUCAAAAUGGUGUUGUUCUGACGGGUACACAUUGGGCUGGAAGUGCAGGCCAGGUCAAGAAUUAUCUCGGCAUUAGGUGUUGGAUAGGAUUCGACAAUUACUAGGGGGAGAGGAGUUUGUAGAGAGGUGUACGAUUUUGAAUCAGUUUAGAGUUACUUCAUUCAGUAGAAUCUAGAUCUUACCUUAUCUUGC